Molecule: messenger RNA, 873 nt
Organism: Aedes albopictus (Asian tiger mosquito)
Lineage: Eukaryota; Metazoa; Arthropoda; Insecta; Diptera; Culicidae
Product: cytochrome c oxidase subunit 4 isoform 1, mitochondrial
Exons: 3
Coding region: 177-710 (177 amino acids)
Biological process (GO): mitochondrial electron transport, cytochrome c to oxygen
Source: RefSeq, a predicted model, not a curated record
CUCAUUUGACAGCUCGGGCGCGUGUGUUGCUUUUUGACAGAAAACCAUCCGUGCCGUGUUCACUGUCUGUCUGUGUUUGUCUUUUGUGUAGUGCGCCGCCCAAGUAGUGGUGAUUUUUCUUUCUGCAUUUUCGAUUCGGUCACAAUUUUCUGCGAAGAUCCAAAACAAAUCGCAACAUGGCCAACGUAAAUCUGGCUUCGGUGGUGCUCCGCAAUGCCCUGCGGCAGAAGAUGGGCGUUCGCUUCUCGCACGACAUGAUUGCCCAGAAGAUCGGCAAGCGCGAAGUCGUCGGCCACGGCUGGAACGGACUGCCGGUGUACGCCGAUCGCGUCGACUACCCGAUGCCGGCCAUCCGCUUCAAGGAGGUCACCCCCGACGUUAUGGCCCUGCGCGAAAAGGAGAAGGGAGACUGGAAGAAGCUGUCCAUGCAGGAAAAGAAAGCCCUGUACCGUGCUUCGUUCUGCCAGACCUUCUCCGAGAUUAAGUACCCGACCGGCGAGUGGAAGUUGAGCGUCGGCUUCGGUCUGAUUGUCCUCUCGAUGAGCUUGGCCACCAUGAUGCUGAUGAAGGCCUUCGUGUACGACGACAUCCCGGUAACCUUCGACGACGAGCACCAGAAGGCUCAGCUCAAGCGUAUGCUGGAUCUCGGCGUUGGCAACAUUACCGGAUUGUCGUCCAAGUGGGACUACGAAAACAACAAGUGGAAGUAAACGGCCGCUUCUGCUUCCGGGUGGACGUGGGAUACUUAGUUGGUAAAUGUGUAUUAUAAAAUCCUAUCUUAAAUUGGCACCAGCUAGAGGCGUACGUUGGGUCUCGAGCCACUGAUUCCAGUAGGCUGAACAAUAAAAUGAUAAAGAAAAAUCAUGCUAAAAA